UGCUAUUUGCCUAAAAGGAAUUCUAAAGGGAUUUGCUUUCUCUUGUUUCACGAGCCCCACGUUUUCAUACUGACCUAAGUGGAUGUACACCAGCUGGUCAUGUCCAUCACAGUAGCCAAGUCUGAGAAUUCCUGAUUAUACUUAGAUCCUAUAGAGUCUGCAGCAGGGACGGUCAGUAGCUGAGGAACUUCGUAACAAACCACGGUUUAAAAUGAAACAGGCAGGGAACCUGGUGCAUUUUGCCUAAAGGAACCGGCAUUUUCCUGGAUUAACUAUGAAAGACUUAAUAAACAUUCCACUUUUACAUAUCUUCACCCUGGCGGCCUUCAGCUUAGCCGAAAAACUUCCAAAAGCUCCCCUUAUUACCACUCCUCCGGAAACAGUAGAUGCAUUAGUAGAAGAAGUUGCCAAAUUCAUGUGUGUGGUAGAAUCCUAUCCUGAGCCAGAGAUUACCUGGACACGUAAUAACAUUCCCAUCAGGCUGUUUGAUACAAGAUACAGCAUACAAGAAGAUGGGCAACUCCUGACCAUCCUGAGUGUGGAGGACAGCGAUGACGGAGUGUACUGCUGUACUGCUGACAACGGAGUUGGAGCAGCUGCUAAAAGUUGUGGGGCUUUGCAAGUGAAAAUGAAACCUAAAAUAACACGUCCUCCCAUAAAUGUAAAAAUAAUAGAAGGAUUGAAGGCUGUUCUGCCAUGUACUACCAUGGGGAAUCCAAAACCUUCUGUAUCAUGGAUCAAGGGAGAAAAUGUUGUAAAGGAAAAUGUUCGAAUUGCAGUCCUUGACUCAGGGAGCUUAAGGAUUCAUAACGUUCAAAAAGAAGAUACAGGGCAAUAUCGAUGUGUAGCAAAGAACAGCCUUGGCGCAGCCUAUUCAAAACCUGUAACAGUAGAAGUGGAAGUUUAUGCCAGAAUCCUGAAGGCUCCUGAAUCCCACAAUGUCACCUUUGGGUCUGUGGUGACUCUGCGGUGCACAGCUACAGGCAUUCCAAUUCCCACUGUCACAUGGCUUGAAAAUGGAAAAGCUGUUUCUGCAGGGUCAAUAGUUGAAAGUGUAAAAGACAGAGCAAUCGACUCCAGACUGCAAGUGUAUGUCACCAGGCCGGGCCUGUUCACUUGCAUAGCCACUAACAAGCACAGCAAAGCAUUUGGCACUGCAAAAGCAGCAGCGACUAUCAGCGUGUCAGAAUGGAGCAGACUGUACAAGGGUGAUGCAGGCUACUGCAGCACAUACAGAGGUGAGGUGUGUAGUGCUAUCUUGGUGAAGGAUGCUCUUGUUUUCUUCAACUCCUCCUAUGCUGACCCAGAGAAGACCCAAGAAUUGCUUGUGCACACCGCCUGGACGGAACUGAAAACAGUGAGUUCAUUCUGCCACCCAGCCGCUGAAUCACUGCUGUGUAACUACAUCUUCCAGGAGUGCAACCCUUCAGGAGUUGGACCGGCUCCAAAACCUGUGUGCAGAGAGCACUGCCUUGCGGUGAAGGAUCUCUACUGCUUUAAGGAAUGGCUUGCAAUGGAGGAAAAUUCCCAGAAGGGAAUUUAUAAGCCUGGACUAAUGCUGCUGACUCUUCCUGAAUGCAACAGGCUUCCCAGCCUACACCAAGACCCCAAGGCCUGCACUAGGAUUCCAUACCUUGAUUUUAAGAAGGAAAAUAUAACCACAAAGUGCUACAAAGGCAAUGGGCGGUUCUACCAGGGUCCUGUCAAUGUCACAGCCUCCGGUGUUCCUUGUCAGAGGUGGAGCGAGCAGGCACCCCAUUUGCACAGAAGGACCCCUCAGGUUUUCCCAGAGCUCUUCAAUGCCGAAAACUAUUGCCGUAAUCCAGGAGGUGAGAAUGAGCGACCCUGGUGUUACACAAAGGAUCCCUCUGUAAACUGGGAAUACUGCAGUGUUCCUCUUUGUGGAGAUGCCUUCUUUACACAAGGAACUAAAAACCCAAGUGCAGAGACUCCAAAUCUCCCUCCUCCUCCUUUCUCCCCUACAUACUCCAUGACUGUCAUUAUUUCCAUCAUCUCCAGCUUUGCACUGAUAGUGAUCUUCAUUAUUGUUGCUCUUAUUUGCUUCCGGAGAAGAAAACAAUGGAAAAACAAAAAGAGGGAAUCAGAGGCACCAGCACUUACAACUCUUCCCUCCGAGCUCUUACUGGACAGACUUCAUCCUAAUCCUAUGUACCAGCGUAUGCCACUUCUCCUGAAUCCUAAAUUGCUCAGCCUGGAAUAUCCAAGAAACAACAUUGAAUAUGUGAGGGAUAUCGGAGAAGGAGCAUUUGGAAGAGUCUUUCAAGCAAGGGCUCCUGGAUUGCUUCCUUAUGAGCCAUUCACUAUGGUGGCAGUGAAAAUGCUGAAGGAAGAAGCAUCAGCAGACAUGCAGGCUGAUUUCCAGAGGGAGGCAGCUCUCAUGGCAGAAUUUGAUAACCCAAAUAUUGUCAAACUUUUAGGGGUGUGUGCUGUUGGGAAACCAAUGUGCCUGCUGUUUGAAUACAUGGCCUAUGGGGAUCUCAACGAGUACCUGCGUGACCGCUCACCUCGCAACCUCUGCAGCCUGACGCCCGGUAACUUUGACACCAGAGUCCGGCUCUCUAAUCCACUCGCUUUGUGCUGCACUGAUCAACUCUGCAUUGCCAAACAGGUGGCAGCUGGCAUGGCUUACCUCUCAGAACGCAAGUUUGUCCACAGGGAUUUAGCCACCAGGAAUUGUUUGGUGGGAGAGAACAUGGUGGUAAAAAUUGCUGACUUUGGUCUCUCAAGAAAUAUGUAUUCAGCAGACUAUUACAAAGCCAAUGAAAAUGAUGCUAUUCCUAUACGCUGGAUGCCGCCAGAAUCCAUAUUCUACAACCGCUAUACAACUGAGUCUGAUGUGUGGGCCUAUGGUGUGGUCCUAUGGGAGAUUUUUUCCUAUGGCAUGCAGCCAUACUACGGUAUGGCUCACGAGGAGGUGAUCUACUACGUGAGAGAUGGCAACGUUCUCUCGUGUCCCGACAACUGCCCUUUGGAGCUCUACAACCUCAUGCGCCUUUGCUGGAGUAAGCUGCCUUCUGACAGACCCAGUUUUGCCAGCAUCCAUCGCAUUUUGGAGCGUAUAUAUGAGAGGGCGGUGGCUGCUCUUCAUGUGUGAGCUGCAUACAGCAGUGUAACAUUUCACCCCUUUUCCCUGCCCUGUUCUUGGUGAUUCAGAUCAAGCAACCUUCAGGGUAAACAGUCAAGCUGGGCCUGGGUAGGUCAGGAAAACAGCAGGAAUAGCUAACAGAACUGUCCAGGCCUAUUGUGAUAACUCAGUCACAACUCCCAAGCUGCAGUUGAAUUCAUGGGGAGUUUUACCUGAGUGAGGACUGCCAAACAGGACUCCAAAGCUUCAAUCUGCUAAGCUGAAAAGGGGAAGGGGAAGAGCAUGCCUCUGCCAAAUAGGAUAUUUGGGAGUUUUGCUUGCAUUAUGAGAGGAUCGUUUUCUUAAGAACAGAAACAGAUUGUUUGUGCAUCAAAGGGCAAAAUCAAAUGUCACCUUCAUAAACAGGAUUUAUCUUCUAAACUAAUCUGCGGUUAUAAGGCUUGGACUCCCUUGGGUUAGAGGGAAUCUUGGUUUUGUUACUGCAAAUUUGUUUAAUAGUUACUAUUCAUAAUUCCUGAGGAACAGCACCAAGGAAAGCAAAACUUUCUGCUGACCCCAGCUUCCCUUUCUUUUCGUCUCUCUUUGCCUUCCUUUUCAUUUCUUUUUGCAGUACUUGGCUUUUAUUCCAUUUUGCCUUCACUGCCUGCGUUCAGAUUUUUUUCUUAAAUCUCUUUUUGUAUUGGUUUCCGUUAAGUUGUCUUUGGUCACAUUCAUUUCCUUUUAAAAGAUAUUUCUUGUGCUUUAUCCCAUUUCUUUCCCCCCAUCAUAUUUCCCUCCUGCCCAUUCAGAGAGAUAAUAUCCGUACACUGUUACACCAUUAGCCCACCAGUGGCUAAUACAUGAUUCUACAGAAGAAAGUAAAUUCCCAUAAUGCACGUAGGCAAACAUUUUCAACCUAAGGUGCCUGAAGUUAGGCUCCUGGAUAACAAUCUUGAUUUACAUACAUGCUGAAGAACCACAGCACUCAAUGAAAUCAGUGGGAGUUUGCUCAGUACAGCUGAAUAGAAAAUGAGGGGCAGAUUGACUUUUUGCCUCACAGGUCUGCAAGGAUGCAUGAGGCAGAGUGAGGGAGGAACUAAACUUCUGCCCAUCCAUCCCUGACUUAUUCUAAUCCCUGGAUUUCUCCCUUUUAUGUAUCCUGGGUAAAAAGAUAUCACAUAGGAGUAGAGGCCAUGGCCCUAUCCAUGGGCUGGGGAAGUAGGCCAGGCACACAGGAGGGAGUACAUGGACUUCCCUGAUUGAAUACAGCAGCAGAAGUACUCAUCCAGGAUGCUGGAUUCCCUCGGAGGGACUGUUGCUUCUCCAAGAUGGAAUUCCUCCUUGUGAUUUCUGUAGGGGGGUAGUUCUCUAUAACCCCCAGUGCAGAGCUGAUCCUUAUAAGCACACUCCAGCCCUUAAUAAGGAGUUUGGUAUUUUGGCCCUUUCAGUUUCACCUCACAUAUAUAAUUGAUCUGAUGAAGAGACCAACAACAUCUCAGCAGACUGGCAUCACAUUGUAAAGGGAAGAAUUUUAGACAAAUGUCCAGCUUGUUUCAUCAUUAUGUCUCACAAGGGCAAUCUGGGUGGUAGCUUAGAGAAGAUAAUAAUUGUACUGGAGAGAAUGCUGGGUGGGACUUUAUCAGUCACCCUGUAAUCCAGUUAAGCCCUUAUGAAAUACUCUGUUUGUCUGAGAAUUUGCACCAAAAAAAAAAAAGCGUUCUCUCCAUAUCUUUAAAGCCACGGUUCAAAGUCAUGAUUAGUUUCAACACACAUACAUUUCUCGUGUGCAGAAGCAGCCCUGAAAUACCUUUAUACUGUUACAAUUUUUGUCAGUGGAUGCCAGGUUGCGUAAUUCUUGUUAGCCUUUUAAUUAUAACUUCAUUCUGAGUUUCUUGCAACCUCCUGUUGAGGUCAAUGAGAGUUCUGCGAGCAGAGAAAAGGCAGGGCUAAGUUAUAACCCCGUUUCCUGAACCGCUUUUAUUGUCUGAUUGAAAACAACAGUGAUUAUAUUUUUCAGGUAUUAAUAAGAGGGUUUUGGAAGACUAGGCUCAAAAGCUAGAGUGAUAACAUUGCGUUUUGUGAGAGUCUCACAGCUUGGGCCAAGCAUGGUCCCAUCUGAAAGCAGUGGCAAAAUUAACAUUGCCCACAGCAAGAGCAAUUAAACAAAAAAAGCCCUAAAUUAAGAUUUAGGAGAUUUAGGGUUCUCUUGGCCACUAGCCUACUUGGUGACCUCAGGCACAAAAAUCAAGCUACUUCCCUGUUUCUUGUGGUAUCUUUUAUUCUUGCCUCUGUAAAAUGAGAAUACUGAUCUUAACCUCCUUCAUUAAACAUGUUGCGGGAUGAAGGGAUCUAUAUAUUACACUACAUUAAUCCUAAUUUAAAUUCACAAAAUCAUAUGUCUUCCAGAUAGUGGUGAAUAUCAACUCCUCGUGGGAAGUUCCAGAGCAGGGUUUUCAAGUUAAUUCUGUAGUGACAAACAAAUUCAGUUCUGGUCCAUGGGUCAGGCUCAUCUAUUCCCCUUAGCCUGCAGUGGUUUGCACAAAAAUCAAGGGUAAAAAUACAGCAGUUAGACUUAUUAUCAGUUAUUAUCACUAUUCCUUACUAGAUCAACCCUUUAUUUUUACAGCCACAAAUUCUAUGAGAAAAUACAUUCUCCUUUAUGAACUCACAUUUAUAUAUUUUCUUUUAGGAAAAUAGUCUCCUUUAGCAUUAUCUCCCCCUCCCCCCUACCUGCCCAUCCUUUUUUCUUUCCUAUUCCCCAAUGUGUUCAGACUUUGUAUGUCAGUCAGCAGCUUCUGUCCUACCUCCAUUGCAAAUGCUUCUAUAAACAAGUGUAAUCUAAGACUCUCCCUUCUCCAAAGGUAUCAAGAGUGGAUUUCUGGAGAGCCUGUGCUAUGUAUAACUACUCUAAACAGCAUUAAUACAUUUAAAGCUUGAGGGAUUUAAAUUCAUUUUCUGUCUCUGAGAUUCCCAUGUUGACUUCAGCUGAUCCCUUUUACUCUUUCCCCUCUGUCACCUGAUCAAGAUGUUCUGAGAUACUAAUACAGUUUUCUUGAUGCUUUCCUGAUCUUACUUGUAGCCUUUAGAGUUAAAAAUCCUAUAAUGUCACAUGCUGUACCCUUUCCCCACCUCUCAUCAGGAAAAAAAAAGAUUCCUACAACAUUGGAAUGACAGCCCUGUUCAUUGCACUUUCCUGGCCAAGUCCUCCUCUCGGUGACAGUAUUUGAGCUUCAUAAAGGUCAAAGGGAAUGUGUCCAAGGGUGUAUGAGAGGAGAACUUGGUUUUCCUUGUCCAGCAUUCCAGCCUUUGCAAUAUAAGAGUGAACUAUAAAUGUACUGCAGUUAGUGCCCCUUCAUUUAAAUGCUGCAUAGAAUGGUUUAACCCUCUUGCAUGGGGAAAAUCAAGUUGUUCAUAGUAAAACAUCCCGCAUGCAUUCUUCAUGGGUGAAAUUCAACCCUGUACAGAAGUACAGGCCCUAGGCAUCACCUAAAUGAUGCCUCCUUUUGAAAGUUUUAAGCAGGGCACAGACCUUGCACCUGUCUCUGCACUUGGGUGAAUUUUUCCCUGAGGGUUUCCUCCUGUUGUAUAUUUUUCCACCUGCUCUACAGAAUUUGCCUUCUGUCAGAGGGCUUUCCCUUCAUGUGAGAGUUCUGCUCUGUCAGUGUAUGUUCUCCAAUUUACCACAACGUUUUUGUUUUGGAUAGACAAUAGGGCUCUGCUUAAAACAAACUGAAGAUAAAACUGUUUUACAGUCUCUAAUAUGGAUUGAAGUGUUUUCACAGAAGAGAGCAAAGUAUCAGGAUAGAAUUUUCUAAGGCCCUCUUCCAAAACCCAUUUGAGUACAAGGGAGUCUUCAAUUGAUUUCACUAGGCACUGGAUCAAGGCCUAAAUCAGUAGGGGUAGUUUUGCAUCAUCAUGUUUGCCAAGAGCAUCCCCUUGUCAGGAGUCUUCUCUAGAGCACUCAUAGUAUAUAUGAAAUUUUACUACUAAGGACAUAUGGUAUGAGGUGAUUACCUUGACACAACAAGGGGUGCAGAAAUCCACUCAUUCAUAUUUUCAUAAAUCUUUUAAAAGAGAUAUAAUAAAAUUUAUUUUACAUGCUUGG
Messenger RNA from Alligator mississippiensis (American alligator), 7190 nucleotides. It is a transcript of the gene MUSK, whose product is annotated as muscle associated receptor tyrosine kinase. Gene Ontology annotation, cellular component: signaling receptor complex. NCBI's taxonomy places the organism in Eukaryota, Metazoa, Chordata, Crocodylia, Alligatoridae. The record is from RefSeq and is a predicted model, not a curated record. Gene Ontology annotation, biological process: positive regulation of kinase activity; protein phosphorylation; cell surface receptor protein tyrosine kinase signaling pathway. The transcript has 17 exons. The coding region runs from base 275 to 3115 and encodes 946 amino acids. Gene Ontology annotation, molecular function: transmembrane receptor protein tyrosine kinase activity; protein binding; ATP binding.